CUAAAAAAAAUAUAAAGCAAGUGCUAACGCUGCGGCAGCGAAGCUUACGGCAACGCCAGCGCCGACAGCGGCAGAGACAUCGGCUGGGAACAGACGUGAGCUUGGAGCGUUCCAUUUAAAUCAGAACGGUAGAACGGUAGAUCGGUUACGGGAGCGACAGAGACGCUGGCGGAGACGGAACGACGGAGGCGGAGACGGAGACGGAAAGACGGACGUCACCGUUAACAAAAAGUGUCAACCGAGUGCCUGCAGCGCUUCAAUUCAGCGCGCGCCGCUUAACGGUAACGGUCCUGUUCCGCGAUCGCUGGCGAAUUUUCUCUCAACCAAUAAAAGUUAAAAAAAAAAACAACUAAUUCAAGGAAUAACAACGCAACAAUCAACAGCCAUUUUUUUUCUUAAUUUUAGAGCGAAUCCUCGACGAUAAUGUCGCCGAAUCGCUGGAUCCUGCUUUUGAUUUUCUAUAUAUCCUAUUUGAUGUUCGGGGCUGCCAUCUACUACCACAUCGAACACGGCGAGGAGAAGGAAGCCAGGGCCGAGGAGCUGAAGGAGCGCAUCGAGAUCAACGCCUAUUUGCUGGAAGAACUGUCCGACAAAAACACGAGCACACAGAAUGAGAUUCUGGAGAGGAUUUCGGACUACUGCGGCAAGCCGGUGACGGACUAUACGAAGGACGAGUACGAGAUUCCGUACACAUGGACAUUCUACCACGCCUUCUUUUUCGCCUUCACCGUGUGCUCCACGGUGGGUUACGGAAACAUUUCCCCUACCACCUUCGCCGGACGGAUGAUCAUGAUUGCCUAUUCCGUGAUCGGCAUUCCCGUCAACGGAAUCCUCUUCGCCGGGUUGGGCGAGUAUUUCGGAAGAACGUUCGAGGCCAUCUACCGCCGUUAUAAGAAGUACAAAAUGUCAACGGAUAUGCAUUACGUGCCGCCACAGUUGGGGCUGAUCACCACCGUGGUUAUAGCCCUGAUUCCCGGUAUAGCCCUGUUUCUCCUUCUGCCCUCCUGGGUCUUCACGUACUUUGAGAACUGGCCCUAUUCGAUUUCGCUUUACUACAGCUAUGUGACCACAACCACGAUAGGAUUUGGAGACUAUGUACCCACCUUUGGACCUAACCAGCCUCGUGAGUUUGGCGGCUGGUUUGUGGUUUACCAAAUCUUUGUGAUCAUCUGGUUCAUAUUCUCCCUCGGCUACCUGGUCAUGAUUAUGACAUUCAUCACCCGGGGACUUCAGAGCAAGAAACUGGCCUAUUUGGAGCAACAGCUGUCCUCCAACCUGAAGGCCACCCAGAACCGCAUCUGGACGGGUGUCACCAAGGACGUUGGCUACCUGCGGCGCAUGCUCAACGAGCUGUAUAUCCUGAAAGUUAAGUUUUGUCGAAAGAGAAAUAGAAAAAAACCGAAAAAUAAGGCUAAGAUUGAGCAGAAGAAGAAGAUUAAACUGCAUAUCGCCUACACCCUGCCGCGCUCCAACUCGUGUCCGGACCUGAGCAUGUACCGCCUGGAGCCGGCGCCCAUGCCCAGCCGGAAGCGGGCCUUCUCCGUGUGCGCCGACCUGGCGGAGGCCCAGAAGGCCGGCCUGGUCCACGCCAGCUCCGACACGGAGCUGAGCAAGCUGGACAGGGAGAAGACGUUCGAGACGGCGGAGGCGUACCGCCAGACCACGGAUCUCCUCGCCAAGGUGGUCAGUGCCCUGGCCACCGUGAAGCCCCCGCCGGCGGAUGCCGACGAUGCAGCGUUGUACGGCGGCUACCACGGCUUCUCCGAUUCGCAAAUCCUGGCCAGUGAAUGGUCAUUCUCCACGGUAAAUGAGUUCAGUACGCCGCGACGUCCCAGGCCGAGGGCCUGCUCCGACUUCAACCUGGAGCCCCCGCACUGGCAGAGCGAGCGUCCCCUAAGAUCGGGGCACAACGAGUGGACCUGGAGCGGGGACAACCAGCAAAUCCAGGAGGCCUUCAACCAGCGGUACAAGGACGCGGUGGUGCCGCGCCUCCAGGAGGAGGAGACUUUCGAGGAUCAGCUAAAGAAGCCGGCCAAAAAGUUCUCCAUGCCGGACGGACUACGCCGUCUGUUUCCAUUCCAGAAGAAGCGUCCUUCGCAGGACGUGGAGCGAAAGUUGUCAGUGGUUUCGGUGCCGGAGGGUGUGCCAAGACCGCCAUUGGAUUAUCACAGCAACACCGUAACGGCUGCCUCCAGUCAGUCGUAUCUCAGGAACGGCCGUGGUCCGCCGCCACCGUUUGCCGCCUCCAACGGCAGCCUUGCCAGCGGCGGCGGAAUCACCAACUUGGGCUUCCAGCUGGAGGAGGGACAGGCCACGCCACCGGUAACAGGCGCCUAUCAACGCCGCGCCACCCCGGGCAAGCGCCGCCGGGAGAGCAUCUACACCCAGAACCCCGCCAUUUCCGCCCGCCGCGGCAGCAUGUAUCCGCCCACGGCUCAGGCCCUGGCGCAGAUGCAGAUGCGCCGCGGCAGUCUGGCCACCAGCGGCUCCGGUUCCGCCGCCAUGGCUGCGGUAGCCGCCCGCCGGGGUAGCCUCUUCCCGGCCACUGCCGCCUCUGCUACUUCGAUGACUUCCAACACCACGCCUCGCAGGAGCAGCAUCUUUUCGGUCACCUCUGACAAGGACAUGAAUGUCCUGGAGCAGACCACCAUUGCGGAUUUGAUUCGGGCACUGGAAGUGGUCCACACCCACGCCGUCUUGGACGAACAACAGCAGGCUGCGGCGGCCGGAGGUGGAGGGUCCAACACUAAGGGAGGACGCAAGCAGCGGAAGAUGGGCAAUGCCGGGCUGGACCCACCUCAGUUGCCGCCCAUACUGUCACUAUUCGCCGGAGAUCAGACCAGGAACCUACAAAUGGCAGCCACCAAUCGCUUAUAUGCGCGCCGGUCCACCAUUGUGGGCACCAUGUCCCCCUUGGCGGGAGGAGGCGGAGCUGGUGCAUCCGGAGGAGCAGCAGUAGGAGGGGCAGCAGGAGCCUCUGCUGUGCGCUCUCUUCUGGAGCCUCCUCCAAGUUAUACAGAGAGGGCUGAGCCAGCAAAUGUCACAUCAACUCCAGUGGCCAAUCCGGUGGGACAAAGCAAAUUCCGGCGUCGCUUCAGUGUUCGACCCACGGCUUUGCAGAUUCCCCCGGGUCAGGCACCACCGCCUGGUGUCAGCCUAUCGGAGACAUCCUCGUCACAAACCGCCCUGCAGAGGCGUCUGUCGCUGAGACCUUCGCCUUUGGCCAGAGAACUGUCCCCCACAUCGCCGCCCGCCGGAGGCAGUGCAGGCACAAGUGGCGGCGUCGAGGAGACGGGAGCACAGCGUCUGCUACCUUUGCCUGCCGGCACCAGACCCAGCACCAGUAGCACCCAUUCACCGCUCUCCAGGAUUGUCCAGAUCUCGCAGGCUCAAAGGAAGAGCAGCAUGCCCAGCUCAGGAGUGGGCCCAGCAGGAGGAGCUGGUUCGGGAUCCGGAGCGGGACCAGGACCUGGACCAAGUCCUGCCGGCGAAAAGUAGUCCUUCAGCUUCUACCAAGUCCAUACAUUUUUUUUGCUAGUUAUAUAAAAAGAAUUACUCUACGUCUCUCUUCCAUUUAUUAUUAUUGCAUCUACCAUAUAUUAACUAUUUCUACAAUAUAUUUAUGUAUAUCUGCCAAAAGUCCUUUAGGUUUAAAGAUAAUUCUAUCCAGUUAUCGUAGUGUUAUGUAUUAUUAAUGCUGUCUCCCUCUAAUCUACUACUGUUAUCCUGUAUUUAUAUCUGCUGUAUCUCCUUAUCUAUUCCACCAAUCCUGUAUUGCUAAGAAGGGGCUUAUAUGAACAAAAUCGAAGCAUUCAUUCUAAUAUUCCACUUUACCUGAGGUGGCUAAGUUUUCAUUUAGCACUUCUUUCCUUCUUCAUCCCUAAUAAUGUUAUAUUAUAAAGAUUAUAAUAAAAACGAUUUAUAUAACAAGA
Messenger RNA from Drosophila ananassae, 3932 nucleotides. It is a transcript of the gene Ork1, whose product is annotated as open rectifier potassium channel protein 1. The transcript has 8 exons. Gene Ontology annotation, biological process: potassium ion transmembrane transport; stabilization of membrane potential. The record is from RefSeq and is a predicted model, not a curated record. Gene Ontology annotation, molecular function: potassium ion leak channel activity. NCBI's taxonomy places the organism in Eukaryota, Metazoa, Arthropoda, Insecta, Diptera, Drosophilidae. Gene Ontology annotation, cellular component: membrane. The coding region runs from base 424 to 3498 and encodes 1024 amino acids.